AUCAUAAACAAUUAUAAUUCAUAAUUAAAACGACACUCAAAAUUUUUAAAACGAGGGUAGAUAUACCCAAGUCGCUUCCACUUCAAAACCCUAAACUGGCCUCUUUGAUUUCACAUUCAGGCACCACAAUCCUCGCUCAACUCUUCUAUGGCGCUGAAGCGAAAGCCUGCUCGCGAAGAAGAGUCCUCCUCUGGCGAGGAAGAACGCGAAGAGCAACAAGCUGAUGAAUCUUCCGAAGAAGAAGAGGAGGAGGAGGAGGAGGAGGAGGAGGAAGAAGAAGUCGAAGAAGAGGAAGAGAAGGAGGAAGACGACGAAGAAGAGGACGAAUCGUCGUCAGAAGAAGAGGAAGAGCCGCAAGACGAGAAGUCGAAACGCGAGAGCAUUCGGAAACUCCUCGAACCAUUCAGUAAAGAUCAGCUCAUCGACAUUCUCAAAGAAGCCGCAGGCACCAACCGUUCUAUUGUCGAUGAUAUAAUCAAGUAUGCUGAUUCCGACUCCGUGCACCGUAAGAUCUUCGUCCAUGGCCUAGGUUGGGAUGCCACCAACGAAACCCUCAUUUCCGCCUUCAAGCAGUAUGGGCAGAUUGAAGAUUGCAAUGUUGUUGCCGACAAGGUCACCGGUCGGUCCAAGGGGUAUGGUUUCGUCCUUUUCAAGACCCGAGCUGGUGCUAAGAAAUCUCUGAAGCAGCCGCAGAAAAAGGUUGGGAAUCGGAUGGCUGCGUGCCAGCUGGCUGCGGCAGGGCCUGUGCCCAGCAAUACCUCUUCUGAUGCUAGCAGCCGGAAGCUUUACGUUGCUAAUGUUGGUCCUCAGAUUAGUGCUGAGAAACUUCGUGAAUUUUUUGCAAAAUAUGGCGAGAUUGACCAAGGGCCGUCCGGGUAUGAUAAGGUGACUGGGAAGUUCAGGGGAUUUGCGAUAAUUGUGUAUAAGACAGAAGAGGGCUUCAAGAAGGCAUUGGAAGAGCCAAACAAGAUGCUUGGAGGAUGUAAUUUACUUUGUUCUAGAGCGGCUGAUGGGGUGCGGACUAUGAAAGCGAAUCCGGUAGGGAUUGGCGGGUCGGGUACAGCCAAUGCGUCUGCUGGCACAGGUGGUGGUGCUGCAGUAGCACCAAGUAAUUUUGUGCUACCAACAUAUCCAAUGGGGUUGAACCAAGGAAUGGUUGGACAGAAUUUGAAUCCGGCUGCAGUGUUGAUGAGUCAGAAUCCUGGGAUGGGUGUCUUGAAUCCAAUGCUGAGUGCAGGUGCCUCCCUAAAUCAGACAGGGUUACCAACCUCAUAUGCGGGUGGAUUGUCUCAAUCUUUGAGUAGGAGUGGGACUACACCUCCCGUGGGAUUUGGUGCUGGUUUUGGUGUACAGCAGGGGAUUAAUAGUAUAAGCCCAAACAUGAUUGGUAGUUACGGGUCUCAGGCUGCUUUCCAAGGUUUGGGCGCAUACCAGAGCUCCCAAUUGGGUCAGUUGGGUCAAUCUUCUUCGACUGCAUCAGCUAGGGCUGGUAUUGGGUCACUUGGAGCUUUGCCGUCAUAUUUUGGGCACUAGGUUUGGAAGCCCACGCAUAGUAAUUGGAUGGGAUACGAAGAUGGCUUUGUAGGACGAUACAAGGAAGCUGAGCUAAUUUGAUGGAUUUCACUCCAAUCAUGCCCAUGAUAUGUAAUGGGAAAUUUAAAGGCAAGUGAUUCGAUGGAAGGGGAGCUUGGUUCCUGGAUUUAAAGUGUAUCAUUCAGGUUAGAUUGCAUUAAGGAACUAGUUAUUGCAUCUUUAGACUUACAGAUUGUGGAAGACAUUUUAUUGGACUCGUUAAACAAUCCCCUCUCUCUCUCUCUCUCUCUGAUGGUGUUCCCUAUUUCACUUGAGGAAUAGUCUGCAAAGCCAACUGAAAUGUCAUGUUGGGAGCAUAAAUUUUUAAGCAUUUGGAAAAAAUUCAAUAUAAUUUUAUAUUGCAUUUGAACUUGGGAAAAA
This is a messenger RNA of Malania oleifera, 1953 nucleotides long. RefSeq names its product UBP1-associated protein 2B-like. Bases 148 to 1533 code for a protein of 461 amino acids. NCBI's taxonomy places the organism in Eukaryota, Viridiplantae, Streptophyta, Magnoliopsida, Santalales, Ximeniaceae. Gene Ontology annotation, molecular function: RNA binding. The transcript has 2 exons. The record is from RefSeq and is a predicted model, not a curated record.